This is a messenger RNA of Talaromyces proteolyticus, 1413 nucleotides long. RefSeq names its product phosphoserine phosphatase. Gene Ontology annotation, cellular component: cytoplasm. Gene Ontology annotation, biological process: L-serine biosynthetic process; dephosphorylation. Gene Ontology annotation, molecular function: magnesium ion binding; L-phosphoserine phosphatase activity. NCBI's taxonomy places the organism in Eukaryota, Fungi, Ascomycota, Eurotiomycetes, Eurotiales, Trichocomaceae. The transcript has 3 exons. The coding region runs from base 1 to 1413 and encodes 470 amino acids. The record is from RefSeq and is a predicted model, not a curated record.
AUGGCGGCAACCACUCGCUCCGAACGACCAGUCCUCCGCCACAGCUCCCUGUCGGGCGGCUCCUUCAUCCAAGACCACCAGCAGUACAAGCCUACGCCCCCCAUCACCCAGAAUAUCACCGACGUGCUGCUCGCGGCGGGCGACACCGACAACAAUGACCUCAGCAGCAAAACCCCGCUCCACUUCAACGCGAACCCUAUCAGCGCAGACCCUGAGAAGGUGACCGAGAGCGGCAUCGUGCACAGCAUCUUCCCCAGGUCCCCCAAUCCGCUUCCUGCAGGAACCCCGAAACUCGUCGCCACCAUCUUCUACAAGUCCGCCCCUCCUCACUACUCAGAUGCCACCAGCCUAGCGGUCGACGGCCGAUUACCCUCUCCGACCAUCCCCAUGGGUUCUGCGCCGACCAUGGAUAUGGAGAAGCUUCCACGGGAACCCCCAGCCCCAGAGCCCGAGCAACUGGAUCACCUGUAUGGUCCAUUCGUGUCGCAAUUAUGCCUGACUCAUUUCCUGCAAAUCGUGGAAAGCCUGCAUACGCCGUACCAGCGGAUGAACACAUCGCAUCGGUGUCUGGAUCAAGAAGAGCAACCCCGCGUGGUGGAAGUCACCAUUUCACCGCUACCCAACCCGGAUUAUUUGUCAUUUGAUGACCUGCGCAAGCAUGAGAGCAUCUGGCGGUUUGAGAGGGAAUGGAAUGUCGAGGUCGUGCUGCAAAAACAGAGUGUUUUCAGGCAAUACAAGCGCCUGGCUAUUUUUGAUAUGGAUAGUACGCUGAUUCAGAAUGAGACAAUUGACGAAAUCGCCAAGUUUGUUGGUGUUGAGAAAGAAGUCUCGGAAAUCACUGCACGUGCCAUGAAUGGCGAGCUCGACUUCACCGCGUCUUUGAAAGCUCGUGUCAGUUUAUUGAAGGGUGUCCCUGCGGAUGUAUGGGACAAACUCAAAACCAUUGUCACCAUCUCUCCGGGAGCCCGAGAAUUAUGCAGGUCAUUAAAAGUCUUGGGCUACAAGAUGGCCGUCCUCAGCGGCGGCUUCCAACCUCUCGCCGAGUGGCUUGCAGGCGAGCUUGGCAUUGACUAUGCAUUUGCCAACCAUCUCGAAGUGGACGAAAAAACACAAACCCUAACCGGAAACCUAGUCCCAUCCUUCCCCAUCAUCGACGCGGCCCAGAAACGCUCGCUUCUCCGGACUAUCGCAGCCAAAAACAACAUCCCCAUCAAGCAAACAAUCGCCAUUGGUGAUGGCGCCAAUGAUCUGCCCAUGUUACACGAAGCCGGUCUCGGAGUGGCAUGGUGCGCGAAGAGUAAAGUGCAGUUAGAGGCGCCGACGCGGUUGAAUGGGGAGAGUCUGACAGAUAUUCUGUACCUCCUCGGGCUCGGCGAUGAAGAGAUCAAAGAAUUGGAUUCAGUGGCGAUUUGA